Molecule: messenger RNA, 2326 nt
Organism: Oncorhynchus mykiss (rainbow trout)
Lineage: Eukaryota; Metazoa; Chordata; Actinopteri; Salmoniformes; Salmonidae
Source: RefSeq, a predicted model, not a curated record
GACAGAGUUAUGUAUGACAGCCUUGCUGCUCACUGAAAGAACAAGGGACAGAGAAAAAAGUCUGUGCGGCUGAGCACUAGAAAUACUGUGAGGCGGAGGAAGGAAGAUAUAGCGUGAGGGUGAGAGAAAAAAAUAGAGAAAAUAUAUGGAGGAGGAGAGCUCAGCCACAGGGGGAGUGUGUUCUGAAAAACCAGGCAGAAUUCAGCCGCUGGUGAGCCUGAACACCAAUCCUCUCCCUUCUGCCACAGGCUGGGAGGGAUUGAGACAGGAUUUCCAUUGGGUUCUUCCAGGGAGUGAUUUAGAGAAGAGCCCAGGGCUGUUGAUUAGGAUUUGUAGCUUUAUGUAGGGAAUAUGCUUGAGAGGAUUUGAGUAUGCUGUUUGCUGUUAUUGCAAAUUGCACACAGUAGUGUCUGCGACGUGGAGGCUCAGUCUGCUGGUUAGUGUUGGCAGUGCUGCACCCACCCCUGCUGCUGGGGUUGUUUGGGGGCUAUGUUUCUGACUGACUAGGGCAGGAUCACCCACAUGCAGGGCAGAGGCUGAAUGGGAGGUAAAGAGUGCAACUAACCAGCAUGGGAGCCAAACAGAUGAAAUGCCUCAGUUCAGCCAGCCCUGCACACUCCCCUAAAGAAGAAUACAUCAUCGCUCAGUCCACAGACACUCCUAAAGAAGUAUUUAUCUCAGCUCAAUCUGAAGACCACGCCGAGCCUGGAGAUGACAAAUCAGAGUUGACGGAAAGGAAAUCUGAUACAGUCUGUCUCUGUUUAUCUGUCCAUGCCUCCAUCUCUCCCUCUGUCUGUUUGUCCGGCUGUCCGUCUGUGUGUCUGUGCCCUCCAGAAGAGGUGUUGUCUCUCUGUGGCCUGUGUCCGACCCCGGGGCAUAGUGGGCCAGAGGAGGAGAGAUCAUGGGAGGAGCAGCUGGAGUGUCACCAGGAGCAGCUGGAAAAGGAGAUGCAGGAGGCCAGGAGGAUGGUGUUCCGUCUACAGGCUCUACUGCUGCACGGCUCUCUCCCUGAGGACGAGCAGGAUGUCUCCAUGGGCUUCGGGGAUAGCAGGGCUAACUCUGAGCAGCAGCUGGUUCUAAUCCGCAGUCGUCUGGACCAAAGCAUGGAGGAGGCUCUUGAUCUGAAGAGGGAGCUUCUGAGGCACAAGCAGGAGGCACGCCACCUUCAGGCCAUUAAGGAUGCUCUUCAGCAGCGUAUGUCUGUACAGGAGGCUGCGGUGCUGCAGCUGAAGCAGGAGCUACUGAGGUGCAGUAUGGGCAAAGAACAACUGGAGGGGGAGAACGCAGAGCUCAAACGGAAGUUGAGCGAUCGGAACAAACUGCUCAGUGAAUAUGAGCAGAAACUUGGAAAAAAGGAUAGACUACUUCAGCAACAGCAAUUGAAACUGGACGAUGCUCGGCACAACUCUAAUGAAGGAAGCCAUAGGUCAUCUAGGAGUGAAAAGAGUGGGUACAGUAACUCUGUGGGCCCACCCCCUGGUCCGGCCUUCCAACACACAGCGCAGGGGGAGGAACUGCAGCUGGUAAGGGAGGCCCUGCGUAGUCUGAGGGAUGGCUUCUCAGGUCACGACCCUCAGCAUCACACCCUGGACACACUGGAGCAAGGGGUGGCCAGUCUCAUGGACCGCCUAUACACACUCGACACACGCCGCAGGCAGCAGGACAGAGGGGGUCAGUACAAGUCACCAGGACGAAGAGCCAACCCCACAGACAGGGACUCAUGGCCACCCAGCUCAAAAAUAGCUCACUCCCACAGUAGCCCUGGCCUGGACUCCACAGUCUCCACUAAAGUCCUCUACUUCACUGAUCGCUCACUCACUCCUUUCCUGGUCAACAUCUCCAAAAGGCUGGGGGAGGUGACUCUGAGAGACUUCAAGGCAGCGGUGGACCGCCAGGGUAGCUUCAGGUACCACUUCAAAGCCCUCGACCCAGAGUUUGGGACUGUGAAGGAGGAGGUGUUCCAGGAUGGAGCGCUGGUGCCUGGCUGGGAGGGGAAGAUAGUGGCCUGGGUGGAGGAGGACCAUGGAGAGAGACGGUAGAAGUGGGAACCAACCAACCAUAGAGGGAACCACUAGCCUCAAACUGUGACCCCUGGACUAUGAUGCCAUAACACCCUCUCAGUAUUCACAGCAGCCCUGCAGAGGUAGCUAUUAUAACAAUUGGGAUCAAUCUAUUUAUUACUGUUUCGAGAUGAAACCAUACUUUCAAAAAUGUCUCUUUCCUAUGGACAUUUGACUUACAGUAACUGUUUGAAGUACAAGUUCUAGUUGCCAAAUAUGAAUGAAUACAAUUUUUACGUUUUAAUAAACAUGGAUUACUGCAUGAA